GGGGACGGAGCUUGGGGGACCUAGGGGUUGACACGUGGACCUGGGCUGUAUUUCUUUUCUGUUGGUUUGUCCUGUUGUAGUUUGAUUGUUCUAGUGAAGAAACGGACGCCGCCUCGUUCCCUUGGGUGAGCAUUCCUCUAAGGAGCCAAUCUGGGGGACCUCACUCUUCCGAAGGGGGAAGGUCGGGGGGAAAGGGAUCAUGGAGAGAUGAAGCCAUCAGCCACUUCUGUGUAGUGGAAGUUUUUCCCCUUCCUAUCCAGUUCCAGCUGUUUUCGUUCUGCUGGCUGAGCCGAGCCUCUGGAAUCAUGAGUGUGGGCUUCAUUGGAGCUGGCCAGCUGGCAUUUGCUCUGGCUAAAGGCUUCACAUCUGCAGGCAUCCUGGCCGCCCACAAGAUAAUAGCCAGCUCACCAGAUAUGGACCUGGCCACAGUCUCUGCACUCCGAAAGAUUGGUGUCAACCUGACCCCCAACAACAAGGAGACAGUGCAGCACAGCGAUGUACUUUUCUUGGCUGUGAAGCCUCAUAUCAUUCCCUUCAUCCUGGAUGAGAUUGGAGCUGAUCUUGAGGCCAGGCAUAUUGUGAUCUCCUGUGCAGCUGGUGUCACAAUUAGCUCCAUUGAGAAGAAACUAACGGCUUUCCAGCCAGCCCCUAAAGUCAUCCGUUGCAUGACCAACACCCCUGUGGUAGUACGGGAGGGUGCCACAGUUUAUGCUACAGGAACCCAUGCCCAAGUGGAAGAUGGGAAACUUUUGGAACAACUAAUGAACAGUGUGGGUUUCUGCACCGAGGUGGAAGAAGACCUUAUUGAUGCUGUCACUGGCCUCAGCGGUAGUGGGCCUGCCUAUGCAUUCACAGCUUUGGAUGCAUUGGCAGACGGUGGGGUGAAGAUGGGGCUACCUCGGCGGUUGGCAGUCCGUCUGGGUGCUCAGGCUUUACUGGGAGCUGCCAAGAUGCUCUUGGAAUCUGAACAGCACCCUGGACAGCUCAAGGACAAUGUGUGCUCCCCUGGGGGAGCAACCAUCCAUGCCUUGCACUUCUUAGAGAGUGGUGGCUUCCGCUCCCUCCUCAUCAAUGCUGUGGAGGCUUCCUGCAUCCGUACCCGAGAGCUUCAGUCCAUGGCUGACAAAGAGAAAAUCUCUCCAGCUGCUAUCAAGAAAACUCUGCUGGAUAAAGUGAAGCUGGACUCUCCUACAGCAUCCCUGAAGUCAUCCUCCCAUCUCACCAAGCUAGUAGCUAACAGCCAGGCCCCUGGAGGCAAGCAAGACUGAGGAAUCCCCUCUCUCUCUUCCCUCUGAUCUCUGCUCCCAGACACACAGGAGAAAGCAUCUCUAUGUGGUGCUAACAGCCCUUGAUUGAAUAUCAGGAAGCCCAAGUUCCACAAAUGUGGAUACCUCAGGGCUCUUUCCUACAGAGGUCAGCAUGGGGACUUUCUUCUGCCAACUAGAAAGGUCAAGCUUGCUCCUCUUUCUCUUAAAAUGCAUAAGAUUUCCUUAAGACUUACAGCUUCUGAAAAAUCCAAUGUAGAAGAUAAGAUUUUUGUUCUCUUCCUUUUUUUUUUCUUUUCUUUCUUUCUUUUUUUGUUUUUUUGUGGGGCAGUGAGGGUUAGGUGACUUGCCCAGGGUUAUACAGCUAGUAAGUGUCAAGUGUCUGAGGCUGGGUUUGAACUCAAGUCCUCCUGAAUCCAGGGCCAGUGCUUUAUCCACUGCAGCACCUAGCUGCCCCAAGAAGAUAAGAUUUCAGUCAUUUAGCCCCUUUCUUUCAUUUUCCUCAUGAAAACAACCUCUGCCCUUCCUCUGUCUGAAAGUUGGUCAUCCCUGGAGAGGGUGCCAAGAGUGCCGAGUCCAAUACUGGUAGCUGAAUUGGACACAUACGUAUAUUCUGCCUUAGAAGGGACAGCUCUGAAUUCUUGCCCUAAGCCAUGAUUCCUGACUCUGAACUUAAGAAAUAAAACAAGCAUUUCCAUAACAGAGUAGAUUAGAAAAAGGUGAUGAUUUCAAGUGAAACUGCAAACCUAUUAUGUACAACUUGCUAUUCCUUUUAAAUAUGUAAUAAAGUUAUCAUGUGACUUUU
Messenger RNA from Dromiciops gliroides (monito del monte), 2070 nucleotides. It is a transcript of the gene PYCR1, whose product is annotated as pyrroline-5-carboxylate reductase 1. The record is from RefSeq and is a predicted model, not a curated record. The transcript has 9 exons. Bases 306 to 1268 code for a protein of 320 amino acids. Lineage: Eukaryota; Metazoa; Chordata; Mammalia; Microbiotheria; Microbiotheriidae. Gene Ontology annotation, biological process: L-proline biosynthetic process. Gene Ontology annotation, molecular function: pyrroline-5-carboxylate reductase activity.